GGAGCGUUAGCCGGGGUGGAAGCGGAGCAGCGCAGCGCAAUCCGUCUCCAUCGGGGCCUUCAGGGGGGCGCUUGGGCGCAGUGAUGCCGGAGAACGUGAGCACGAAGGGCUCCCUCAUGAGCGCGGCCGCGGGGAGCCGCAAUGCCGGCGGGAACCGGGGCUCCUACCAGGACCGGGAUAAACCCGCCCAGAUUCGCUUCAGCAACAUUUCGGCGGGCAAAGCCGUUGCAGAUGCUGUUAGGACAAGCCUUGGACCAAAAGGAAUGGAUAAAAUGAUUCAAGAUGGCAAAGGAGAUGUGACUAUCACAAAUGAUGGUGCAACAAUUCUGAAGCAGAUGCAGGUUCUUCACCCUGCAGCCAAAAUGCUGGUGGAGUUAUCCAAAGCGCAAGAUAUUGAAGCUGGAGAUGGCACUACUUCUGUUGUGGUCAUUGCAGGUUCUCUUUUGGAUUCCUGUUCCAGACUUCUUCAGAAAGGAAUUCACCCCACGAUUAUCUCUGAGUCAUUCCAGAAGGCAUUGGAUAAAGGUGUUGAAGUCCUGACCAGCAUGGGGCAGCCUAUUGAGCUGAGUGACAGAGAGACCCUGCUGAACAGUGCAACUACUGCACUGAGUUCAAAGGUUGUAUCACAGUAUUCUAGUCUGCUUUCUCCAAUGAGUGUGGAAGCUGUGAUGAAGGUGAUAGAUCCAACUACAGCUACUGGUGUGGAUCUUAGAGAUAUAAAAAUUGUGAAAAAGCUUGGGGGAACAAUCGAUGACUGUGAAUUGGUUGAAGGACUGGUCCUCACUCAAAAAGUGGCCAGCACUGGUGUAACUAGAGUGGAAAAGGCUAAGAUCGGUCUCAUUCAGUUUUGCUUGUCAGCUCCAAAAACAGAUAUGGAUAACCAGAUUGUUGUUUCUGACUACACUCAAAUGGAUAGAGUCCUGCGGGAAGAGAGAGCCUACAUUCUGAAUUUAAUUAAGCAAAUUAAGAAGACUGGAUGUAAUGUGCUGCUCAUUCAGAAAUCUAUUCUACGGGAUGCUCUAAGCGAUCUAGCUCUACAUUUCUUGAACAAGAUGAAGAUCAUGGUGAUUAAAGAUAUUGAAAGAGAAGACAUUGAAUUUAUAUGUAAGACCAUUGGAACUAAGCCAGUUGCUCAUAUUGAUCAGUUCACUGGUGACAUGCUGGGAUCUGCUGAGCUGGCAGAAGAGGUCAAUUUAAAUGGAUCUGGAAAGCUAAUAAAGAUUACAGGCUGCUCUAGCCCUGGAAAAACUGUAACAAUUGUGGUACGUGGCUCCAACAAACUAGUGAUUGAAGAGGCUGAGCGUUCAAUUCAUGACGCUUUGUGUGUCAUCCGCUGUUUGGUUAAGAAAAGAGCCCUGAUUGCAGGCGGUGGAGCACCAGAAAUAGAGUUGGCAUUACGCUUGAACGAAUAUUCUCGCACCUUAAGUGGCUUGGAGUCUUACUGUGUGCGUGCUUAUGGAGAGGCCCUGGAAAUUAUUCCAUCUACCCUGGCUGAAAAUGCAGGCCUGAAUCCUAUUUCUACUGUAACAGAGCUGAGAAAUAGACAUGCACAAGGAGAGAAAACUGCCGGCAUUAAUGUCAGAAAGGGUGGAAUUUCCAAUAUCUUAGAAGAAUUGGUGGUCCAGCCGUUAUUGGUAUCCAUCAGUGCUCUGACCCUAGCUACGGAAACUGUCCGCAGUAUUCUUAAGAUUGAUGAUGUGGUAAAUACGCGAUGAGAUGACUAAAGACAGUGCAGCUCAGCAUGGAGUCAUAAGAUUGGAACAUGGAUCCUUCAUAGAAGCUCAGUGUUGGGCAUCAGUUUAACUCCUAGUUACAUUCAUGUACUUUUGUUGAUUUAAAUUAAUAAAACCUCAAAUUCUAAGAGAA
Molecule: messenger RNA, 1866 nt
Organism: Elgaria multicarinata webbii
Lineage: Eukaryota; Metazoa; Chordata; Lepidosauria; Squamata; Anguidae
Gene: CCT4
Product: chaperonin containing TCP1 subunit 4
Exons: 14
Coding region: 84-1715 (543 amino acids)
Biological process (GO): protein folding
Cellular component (GO): chaperonin-containing T-complex
Molecular function (GO): ATP hydrolysis activity; ATP-dependent protein folding chaperone; ATP binding
Source: RefSeq, a predicted model, not a curated record